Molecule: messenger RNA, 1713 nt
Organism: Akanthomyces muscarius
Lineage: Eukaryota; Fungi; Ascomycota; Sordariomycetes; Hypocreales; Cordycipitaceae
Exons: 1
Coding region: 1-1713 (570 amino acids)
Biological process (GO): carbohydrate metabolic process
Molecular function (GO): hydrolase activity, hydrolyzing O-glycosyl compounds
Source: RefSeq, a predicted model, not a curated record
AUGCUUCAAGCACUCUGGAACUCCCGACUCAACCUCCUCAUCUCUUCUCAAGAUUGGAACUUAGAAAGCACAAUGAAGUCUCAAUUGGUUCUUGCAUCAGCCGCCGGCCUCGUCGGCCCGGCCACGGCCACCAAUGUUGACCUGCCUCUUCCUCCCAUGGGCUUCAACAACUGGGCUCGCUACACCACGCACAUCAACCAGUCCAUCUUCACCGAUGCGGCCACGGCCAUGGCGUCCAACGGCAUGCUCAAGGCGGGCUAUAACCGCCUAAACCUCGACGAUGCCUGGUCCACGCUUGAGCGUGCCAGCAACGGCUCCAUGGUUGUCGACGCCGUCAAGUUCCCCAAGGGCCUCACUUGGCUUGCCGACUUUAUCAAGGACAAGGGCUUCAUCCCCGGCAUCUACUCUGACUCUGGCACCCUAUCCUGCGGCGGGUACCCUGCCACGUUUGACCACGAGGCCCUCGAUCUCCAGACCUUUUCCGACUGGGGCUACGAGUACCUCAAGCUCGACGGCUGCAACGUUCCUGAUGGCAGCGAGUCCGCCUACCGCCAUAUCUACUUUGAUAUUUGGCGCGAUCUCCUCCUCAAGUUUCCCAAGCCGGUCGUCUUCUCCAACUCGGCUCCCGCCUACUUCUGUGGCGCGGACAACCUCACCGACUGGUACAGCAUCAUGGGCUGGUCGCAAAAGAUGGGUCAGCUCGCCCGUCAUUCCUACGACAUCAUCAACUACGACAGCAAGGGCAGUGCUUGGGACAGUAUGAUGACCAACUACGGCCAGCAUAUUCGCCUUGCCCGCUACCAACGCCCCAACUUCUUCAAUGACCCCGACUUCCUCAACACUGACCACCCCAACUACACCUACGAGGAGAAGAAGACACACAUGGCCCUGUGGUCUUCGUUCUCUGCUCCUCUCAUCGUCAGUGCUGACAUCCCCACCCUCAAGAAGGAGGAGCUUGAGAUCCUUCUAAACGAGGACCUCAUUGCCAUCGACCAGGACCCUCUUGUGCAGCAGGCCACUCUCGCCAGCUCCAGCCCCGACUGGGAUGUUCUUACCAAGAACCUGGCCAACGGUGACCGUGUUCUUACCAUCCUGAACAAGGGCGACAAGGCCAGCGAUCUCACUGUUUCUUGGGCCAAGAUGGGAAUCCAGACUGACCGCAUCAGCCCCAACACUGCCCUCAACGUUAAAGAUCUCUGGACUGGCAAGACCGAGCAGGUCAAGAUCAGCGCUGGUGGUAUCACUGCUAAGAAUGUCGCCUCCCACGGCACCUUUGUCUACCGCAUCUCCGGCGGCAUGGGCGGCUCCAGCCACCCCAUUGUUCUGCCCACUGGUCUGAUCUUCAACACCUUCUCUCUCAAGUGUCUUACCGACGACAAGUCUGGCAAGGUGACCUGGAAGGCGUGCGACGGAUCCGAUGGCCAGACCUGGAAUGUCGCCAACGAGGGCUACAUCAACAGCUUGUUGCGCCCCAACGAAUGCAUCGUUGAUGCUCAGGGCAAGCUCCUGAGCCGUCACUCUGGCUGCCACACUGACGCUUGGAAGUACUUCAACAGUGGCAACCUCAUCAACGGCAACUCCAACCGCUGCCUGACUGAGGAGGCUGAUGGCUCUGCUACCAUCACUGACUGCGGUUAUGUGACGAACGAGCAGGUCGUCGGUCUUCCCAUCGGCGCCAAGGCGACCGAGAUUGACUACUACUCCAAGAGCUAA